This is a messenger RNA of Rhodotorula toruloides NP11, 783 nucleotides long. RefSeq names its product chaperone regulator. The record is from RefSeq and is a predicted model, not a curated record. Lineage: Eukaryota; Fungi; Basidiomycota; Microbotryomycetes; Sporidiobolales; Sporidiobolaceae. Bases 1 to 783 code for a protein of 260 amino acids. The transcript has 6 exons.
AUGUCUGCAGCACAUGCGAACGGCUCUGGCUCGUCCGCAUCGCGUGCGAGCGCCUCAUCGUCGACCCUCGACAAGGGCAAAGGACCCGCGACGUCCUCAACAGCGACGGCCGCGGACGCAGAUCUGUUCGACGAUGCAGAACUGGACCGUAUCUUCAAUCAGGAGGCAUCGCAGGUCGCGCGAGAGGCAGAGGUCUUGCGAGUGCUUGGAGCGUUCAAGCUGAACCCGUACGAGAUCCUCGACCUCAACUGGAUGCCGUCUGCGGGGACGACCGACAGCGACAUUCAGAAGACUUAUCGCAAGAAGUCCUUGCUGAUCCACCCGGACAAGCUGAAGCACCCGCGCGGUAUCGAGGCUUUCGACUUGCUGAAGAAGGCGCAAACCGAGCUUUCCGACCCGGCAAAACGCAAACCGCUUGACGAGACGAUCACGGACGCUCGCAUGCUUGUUCUCCGCGAACUUGGCAUCCCGCGAGAAACGCCCGACGACGAUGAGCGAUUGCGGCCCCCCAAGCUGCCAGCUCCGGACUUGAAAGAGCGGGUGCGGAAGAAGACUAAGGACUUGCUGAUUGAGGACGAGCUGAGACGGAGGAGGGUUCAGAAGAUGACGAUGAUCGCGGAAGGAGCGGAGGCGAAGCGUGUCGAGGAUGCCGUCGCCGAGAAGAAGCGCAAGAUGGAGGAGAAGGAGCGGUGGGAGGAGACGCGCGAAGACCGCGUGCACGACUGGCGGAACUUCAACAAGAAGCGGAAAACGAAGAAGAAGGGUCCGCAGGUUCUCGGUUGA